Spirometra erinaceieuropaei is the source of this 12815-nucleotide messenger RNA. The record is from the annotation of a GenBank genome assembly. NCBI's taxonomy places the organism in Eukaryota, Metazoa, Platyhelminthes, Cestoda, Diphyllobothriidea, Diphyllobothriidae.
AUGUCUCUCGCAAGAUUGGGACUUGCGUUUGUCCUCGUCGUUGUCUCAGGUAAGAAAUCCUGCAGAAUAUAUCCACAACUCACCGUCUCAUCGCAUCUUCCUCGUUGCAUUGCUGCACUGGGUUGUCCAGUUUUCUUCCUUCAACCUUAAUCCCUGAUUGAAGGAAACAAGACCCAAUCAUAUUAAGCAAAACUGGAGGUGAUACGAGAAGGAUCACAGUUUUUCUGUCAGACAUUUUUCCUAGAGUUCUAGAGACACUUUUACUUCAACAAGUAGACUGCGUUUCCAGAGUUCUUGAAAUCCGUUUUUACUUCCGUCAUUGGGUGCACACCAGAUGUGUUUACCAGGUAGCUCGGACUCCACAUUCAUUUCAAAAAUUCCCCCUCACUAGUAAAAAGUGGAUUCAUUGUAACACUAGCUGUCUUCCAUACUCCAAAGCGUUGUUUUAUUUCAGCGAACAAUGUAUUUACCUUUAUCAUAUACGUCAAAACAUGUGUUCAACUGCAACCGUUCGCAUGAAUUCUCAGUCAACAGCGUGAAUUCCAGCUUUAUCCGUCAAAGGACAGCCGUUGGGAGCACAUUUUUUAGUGGCUUCAGUAGACACUCAGGAAACAAGCAGCUUGAUUGAAUUGACCAUGCGAUAUUUAGAAGUAGAAAACUCCAGGUCCAGGUCUCUUUCGAGGGCUGCCAUGAUUUAAAUAUCACAUUGUAUUUCAGAGGUAGGAUACAAGCACAAAAACAUCCCUAAUUAAGUAGGUGGGCUGAGAAACGGCCAUAUGCCUAGAUUUCAUUUAUUGCAUCAAUAAUGUAGAAACUAAGUUUAUUUCAGUAUAAUGCACACCAAUGCACAUCAAGUCACCUUGUUUGAAAGAUAAUUGACCCCUAUUGAAACUGGAUAGUCAUAAGCACUGCAUUAUCUUUUUUUAUAGAAACAACGGCAGACGAGAAGUUCCUUGGGACAUUCCCGAAAUCUGCUUCCAAGGUCUCCAUACGUGCCCGAAUGGUGUUCAUCCCUAGCGUAAGUGGAAUGACAAUAUUUAAAACGUCCAUAUGUCAUGCAGUUAACUUAUUUGAAAAGGCAGGGAACUCUAGUUGAAUCUAUAUGUAGACGAAUUUGAAAAAUAAGCUCUACCAGCACUUUUUUGUUCCAUACAUGCUGGGUUGUUUAAAAGGAGGGAUUUUCACAGAUAAGGCAUGGUUAGCAAAAAAUGACCUCUGAGGACUCGGGAGAGAGUUAAGUCCACGGAAUUUUAGUGUCGUAGUUAAGAGAAAUAGGGGUAUUUUAAAACUGUCUUUCCCCUGAAUAGUAAGAGUUCGAGGUCGUUUUUUCUAUUAUAAUAUGGCUUUUUCUUUCACAAUGAUAUGCAGGUCAUUAAGGCCGACAAAAAAUUCACUUAUAAACGGGGAACCUGCAGUACUGCGAAUGAGACAAGACCCUGCACAUUUACAAAACGUAAGUGCAUAUUCCUAAGGUUAAUUCAGAUUACUGGAAACAGUUCACAAUUUGGGAAUAAAGGAACUGACAUUCCAAGUUCCUAAUACUCUUCGUCUGUCGAAGCUGGUGAUUCGUGGUGAUAGGACAUACGAAGUCUCUGUCGUGUACCGUGAUCCACUGCCAACAAAGGACAGGGGUAAGUCUUUGCUCGUAUACCUGUAUGAGGGAUUUCUAUUGCUCAGAUCGUUCUUUCAGAUUUAUUUUUCAAGUCUUUGCCACGGAUGAGGCUUUUAUUUGUGAACUUGUGACUUGGUAGAAUUAGUUUGCACAAACAUUCGCGAUACAGUUGACAUACAAACGAAUGCAGACUUCACAUCCGACAGUGUUAGUUAGGACACCAGCUUGGCGCGUAAUUGUAUGAGCUCAACCAAAUAUGUCUAUGAAUGUACUCAUACCACUGAAAUGACAAAAGAAGAAAGUAAAAGUCCUGAUACUUCGUUUCCAGACAGAGAUCCCCACCUUGUGCUUCAUGACCUGUAGUGCACAUCUUCCUUCCGUCGAGAAAGUACAGACGUGCUUAGUUGAACGUUUUCUACCAAAGACUGAAUGCGCUAACCCGUAUGCAUGUGCUUAAAAUCGCUUACAUCCUUGUAUUAUUCUUACUAACUUCGUCCUCUUUGCAAUACGUUUGCUGCUUUUACGACUUUUUUUGUUGACGCCUGUCGUUUAUUUUCUCAUCCUCGCACCCAGUAAGAUAACACGUUUUUGUUUCUGAAUACAGAUUUCGCCAUUUCCCCACGCCAUUCUUUGCCGAUUGCCCACUAUGCUCCACUUAAUGCCAAAUCCGUGGAAGUCAACUGUGCUGUCAAAGUACCUCCAGGCGUCACUUCUGCCAACGUAUGUUUACUGGUUGAUUUUGGCAAGUAUAUUUUUGACUAUUGGUUUGGAUAACUUAGCACCCGUUAAGAUGGAUCCGCUUAAAUAAGAAGUCAUUCUCCGUAAUCAUUCAGCGCGCAGAGGAGUGCGUCACGGUUAAUGGGGGAAGUGAUAAGACGUAGACAAACAUCCUGAAACAACCUGCGACUACACAAACACGGAAUUUCUCUUCUACUUACCUUCAGAUGUUAAUAUUACAACUACCGAUUUGUAUUGUGGUCACACUACUCAGCAGGAAACAUCGUAGGACCAACAUCUUCAGAUUUUCCCACAGGCUCUUCAACGGACGUCACGGAAUAUCACGCAAGACCCUCAAGAGGAGACGCUUCAGUACACGCACAGGAAACUCUGGCCCUGUCUGUGUCUCAUUGGCGACGUCGCAGUAUAAGCACUAAUAACUCGGGUGGCAGGGUAUGUCAUACUUGGCGGCACAGGUGCUAGCCAAAAGCCCAGACACGUGUUUUGCCGAUAUUUUGACGCUGCACGUCACAGCUGCGAGGCGUUCGGCUCUUCAGUGGGUCCCCCUGUGUGCUUUCUAGUAGAUAUUCCAGUUUGCAAAUUGUCGCUGUUUAAGCUCCUCAGAAAGUAAUCGCCAACUUGGAGUAAGUCAUUCUAUCCGGGACUCAUAGGCUCAGACUUAAUUUUAAAAUUAUGUCUGAGCCUAUAAGCCCCAGAUGAUAGACUGACUUACUCCAAAUUUAGUUCAGUUCAGUUUUAUCCAGAGGAAGGUAGACGAACACCUUUGAACUCUCUAGUGGUUGCAAUAACGUCACGAAAAGACAAUACGUAGGAACUUUGGAAAGAAGAAUUGCUAAAUCAUCACAUGCAACAAGCAUGUAAUACUUGCUUGCGUCAGCGUAUGCCUGCCGUGUCAUAAUUGUGAAAUACCCAAAACGUGUUACUUAACCGAUCCAAGUAGCAUGGGAACAAACGCUCAUUCUUCAGUCAGAAUUCAUUGGGCCGCAAGUAGCCGUCCGACGGAGGCAUUAAACCCAAGAGUUGCAGAAUAAUGUUGUUGAACCAUAGGGAUCAGUAUACUUUGUAACCUGUAUCUUCCGGGGAGGAUGGUACGAAGGGGAAAUUAGUUUCUGAUGACGUGGUGGUACAUAUUUCUCUACUGGUCAAGCUUUCUCUUAAAAGUGUUCACGGAUGAGGACAUGACGACGUCCACAGGCAGAGCAUUCCAUGCCUUAAUCACCCCGGGACUGGCGACGAAUUUCCUUGCGUUCACUCUUGCCCCGGUCACACGUAGUUUGAGCGGAUUUCCUCUUAAGCUAGUAGUAGUGGAUGGCUGAAAGUAAUCGCCGGAUGUGAGGCAACAGUCUUGACCCCGCCAGGUAGCUGCUUUUAGUCUAGGGGAAGGAGAUCAAGCUUGGACAGUCGAGUUUCGUAAGGUAGGUUGCUUUGACCUCUGACAAGUUUGAUUGAUUGUCGUUCGACUUUUCCGAGCGUGGUGCGGUCUUUGACAGACCAGGGUCUCCAGGCCUGAAUGGCAAUUUUCAUUAACUUCUGAGGAAGUUGCAACUAAAAACUAGGUUUAACAACUGCAGUAUUCUGAGCAACUGCUUGCAGACUUUGUUUCCUUAAUUCCUGGUGGACUAAUGCAAUUGGCGAAAAUUUACCAAAGUAAUUGUUCCUGACAAAGUCUAUACGUUGCUUGGAUUAUUCCCAGAUAUGUGCAUUUGCCUCGGUUCGAACCUUCGUCACAUUAUCCGGACGAGAAUGUCGCCCGUCACUUUCGUUUGCAUCCAGAGUCGGACAUAAACAAUUACACUCAGUGCUUCAAAGAAUCUUUUAGACAAGCCGCUUUACCAACCGCACCCUGAAAUGCAUUUAAUCUUCUGGACGUCAGAAGUUUGGUUAAUUUUGGAAGGCGUACGACGAAUUUCGAGGAAACAGAUGAAAACGCUUAUAUUAGCAAUCAUUGCUGCGGCCUGAUCGGUUGAAACCGAAGUGGGUGCCUGCCAAUCUAGUCUGUGAGCGGAAUUAACUGCGGGAGCAGGAGUUGAGCUAACUGCCUGUGCGCGUGAGUAUUUCGAAAUAUUACAAAAGGCCAAACUGACCUGAGAAGUAAGGCUUGUCAGUCGGACAUUCGAUAUCACGCUUUCCAAGAAAUGCUGCUUAACUUUAAAGGAAUAUUUAGGGAGGAAGUUUUACAGGGGACCGUCCUAGAUAUUUACCUAGAGGUGUUCCUGUUUACAAAACGAUUCAGAUUUUUUGGAAGAUUUUUGCCCAUACCACCGGUUUUUCACUUUCGAAUGAGCCUCAUGCUUAUCAACAUGGACUUUAGGUCCAAGAGUAUGCCAUUUAUGCAAGUUGCUGCUAACAGAAUAACACCUGCAACUGUCUGUGGAAAUAGGUUCGGGUGAGACUCCGAAAUGCCGGGAGAAUAUAAUUUCUCCUUUCAAUGGUCAUAUGUCCUUCUUCUCGUGCAUGGAAGCGUUUCGAUUAUCAGUUUAUAUGAUUGCCUUUGAGAGCUGAUAAUAGGAUUUUUGUAAGCUCACAGCGAAGAACAUCAAUUUCAGAUCACUAUAUGCACGUAUGGAGAAAUCCAAUGCACAGCCGAUGGAAGGCAAGGGAGAAAAUGUAAGCAAAAAUCCUGCUUUGGAUACUUUCCUCCAUCUCAUGCUCAUUACUAUGCUUUGCCUUUGCAGGCAGAUCUCAAUUCGAUCCCAAAACGAACAUUUUCACAGCGUUCUACAGUAUCGAUAGGGCGGAUACCACCUUUUCAUCGGCGUACGACGUUCUGUGUGUGGCUGAGGGCCCUAAGACUCGGUCGUACCUUUCUAAGUAUGUUGAAUUCUCGGGACGAGGUAAUUGAGCCAUUAAUCCAUAACAACUGUCCAUCUACUGUUGUAUAGAAUACAAUCGUGCAUAUGUCCAUAAAAAUGAAACUGUUGUGGUCAACGUAAUAUUGUGACUUUAUGCUUGUAAAUUAAUAUGUUACACUUUUGUUACCCGGUAAUGUAUGUGUUUCCUUCGAAAACUUUAGUGAACUUUCCUCCAUAGAUAAAACACCAUAUGUGAGAUAUCUAAAUUACAUGCAUCACCGAAUUUAGGGGAUGGAUACACGGGAACGUACGGCCAAAAUUCCAGCAACAUAAUUUGGUUUAAAACCUGGUUUGAGCCUGUGGUAAGAUUUUCAUACCCGCCAUUGUAUAAUGUUUAUAUUUUUCUAAUUUACUAUGUCGAACUUACUAUCUUCCAAAUGCACCAUCUUAUAGUAUUCGUACCCAGCCAGGUUAUCAACUAAAAGCAGGGUGGCUUUGUAACUACCCUGGCAAAUAUUCCUGUCUUGAACUGCCCACCUCAAAAGGUUCCAAGUUCAGUGAGAUUGCGCGCAGCAAGUAAUAUCUGCUCUUACCUGAUGUAGAAAGGUAUCUCAUGCAUGGGUCAUCUGUGUGCGUUACUCUUACUUCCAGUGAACAGCAAAAAAGGGUGACCUAGGGCUAAUUGUCACAAAGAAAGCAAAACGAGGCGCAUAUUCUGUCGAGGUAUUUGACGGAGUUCAUACUGGUUCAGGCUUGUUUUGGAGAAAUAUUUAACUCAAACAAUGUGGCAGAGUAGCGACAACGGAAGACGCGACAGUUCGGCCAUCGCAAGCGAUUAUGUUUGUUUUAUUUCAAAUAUACCCCGCUCAUUGUUUCAUGCAGGUGGGGCCGAAGGAAUGAGACUGUAGGCAGACGACAGAGAUUAAUGUCUAAACCUCCACUUAUUGAUCGGUCACUUCAGUGGAAGACCCUUCAUGUUAGUUUCACAGGUCUUACGACAUUGACCUGCGCCUGAAUUAGUUUACCGCGAUAGCGGACUUGUUCACCGUCUGUCGCAUUCUACCCUACCGCGCCCACCUGGACCCAGUGGUGGGAUUUAGGCAAAACGAUCGGGAACGGACUCAGACGCGGUGGCCCACAAAGCUAAACAGCCACUCUAAGCGUGUCAAGCGCAACCUAAUCGCCGCAGUCAUUUCCCAGGUUUUCUCGAAAAGGAAGCAGUUCUGAUCUCACGUGAGGGAGACAGUCGUCGAGGCCACAUGCAGAAGUUGCCGUUGAUCCUGUCUCGCAUCUCUGAGCAGCGUUUCAAGUCAAUACUUUUAGGGCAUCGUGGUAGAUUUAAGCGCGCCCGAUUUUUUAUAAUUAAAGGGGCACUGAAGCGCCAUAGGAGUCGGUUCUCCGGAGUCGAUCUCACUUUCUCGCCUCACCCAAACACUAGUCCACUGUCUGCGCCUGUCAGCCGCAUGGCGCUUAGAUUGAGCGCACUCUCUGGCGCAACUGGAAGCCUACUUCUAGGCGUGCAUCACAGCCCGAUGUGCGGAAUUUGGUAUGGGAUGAGCGAACUCCGGACAGCCUGAUUAACGCGUGCCAUUAGCCAAUCGAGUCCCCACUUUAGUCCCGCGCAUAUACAUCGCGACCCGUCGUGGAGACCCCAGGGUGAUAGACCUGGUCGAUGAUGCAUUUAUUGUAUUUACUUGACGUUUCACGUUCAUCUACAAACCCACCUGGUUCCUCGAACUUGUAUUUUUUCUGUACAGCGACAACAUGAGCCCUUCAUGCUUACUGCCUCAAUGGGAAGCAUGGGCUAGCCAAUAGUUCUUUAAAACCCGCAUGAAGCACUUCGACUCUGAAUUUGUUUUAGAGGCAACAGUGACUUAAUUUGCCGACUGGUGGGUUUCAAAUGUCCGCGAAGCGUUCAUUUCAAGAGUGUAGUUGCAAUUCCAUAAAUGGCGUGGAACUUACUUUAGGGCCACAGUAUCAUGCAUAUGUACGAUUUCACAACCUUCGCCGAUUUCUACGCUUGCAUUUAUGCUGCACGCGAAUAUUCAGACUAUGCAUUAAUAUGUUCCCGAUAAUUUCUGAUUCCAUUCGAAACACCUGUACGUCUCCCUCCAAUUUUGAAGGAAGUCAGGUCUAUAAGAACAUACAAAUGUUCCAAUGGGAUAUGUCGCGCGGGGAGUUCCCAAAGUGGAUACAUAAUCAAGCCCGGUUAGUUGAAUGUGAGACCAUAGCAUGCAAUGUUUAAAUCGAAAAAUUCACACAGAUUGCAUAUUUUUAUUGUAGAUAAAAUACCGGGAGUCUUCAAUUUUUACCUCGACAGCGACCCGAAGAGAACUCGUAACUGGGUAUCGGUGCAUGGGGAGCAUCCGGAGGAGGUUGUUAUUUCAUUCUUAUCGACAUAUUGGCAACCAAUCCUAUGUACGUACAGUUUGGCCUUUGCGUAUUUGGAAACAACACAGUAAAUGUUGUAUUGCAGCUUACAACUGAUAAGCGAACAGCUCCUCUUCAUACUAGGGGGACUGGUUCUAUUCAGACUUGCCAUAUUUUAUGUCUUAAUUAACGGAAAACUACUAUAAAAGUUGUUAUAUGGCGAAUAUUACUUUGGCAUAGUUAACCCUUCCGUAAGAACGAUCGGUGAGCGCCCCCUAUCACUGUAUACUCCCGCUCGAAAACCGACAGGACAACGAGCUCGUGGCCCAGUGGUUAGAGACGUGGACUUCUAACUAACAGGUCGCGAGUUCAAGCCUCGGGUGUUCCACACUUCGGGGUUAGGUAUGACUGGCUGACGACGGCUAAUAAGCCAGAAAUGAGCAUUCCAGUUUCCCUUGUCUUUGUCGGUAAUGCCAUAAUGCUUUUUGAGUCUUGGUUCUAUGUGUUUCGCAAAUCGCUUUUUUGUACAAGGAACUAGGAAACUCAUUUAUGACUAGUAGAAGCAAUGGAAGGGUUUUCAUCUUUCCCGUUUGCGUAGAUCUUCGCAACGUCCUAUUCUAGAGUGGCCUGCGCUUGGUCAGUACAUGCAUAUCACUCUUCUGCAUUCGCAUGUGUUAAUCAACAGUUGUGAACCGGACCUCUGUGCAUAUUUUGCGAAGCUUUAUCACGUGCAUUCCAAAAGCACCACAUUAUGCCAUGCAGCCGAAGACGCUAUCAGUAGGACAAUUGAAACCCAGACUCGCUAAACAAAUUCCGGUCAGUCUCACUGCUCCGUCAAAUGUCGCAAGCCCUUCCGGCAGACAUUUUGCGAACAACUUUCCUAGAAUUAGUAGCUGUUAGGGCAGAUUUUGGAAAACUCUGUCAAAAAACCUACUAGUUAAGUGAACUUGGUAGUCAUUUAGUGGAUUCUAGAUUGAUUAUUUAUAAAACACUGUUUGGACAGUCGGCUCACUGUAUUGAGUUUGGCAGAUUCCAUACGCUGCAGUAGGUUACGCGGGUAACCUGAUCCACAUGUAAGUGAACUUACGACUCCCGGUUGGGCCUCGUAGAUCAAGUGGCUAAAGCGCUGGCUGUACUCAACCCCCCCUCCCCCCUGUUCUCGUAGGUUCGAAUCCGACUGAGGUCAACGAGUUUUCCAUUAUUGGGUCACAAUGAAUUCGGCCGAAUUCUUUGAAAUAAUGGUUUGAAAGCAAGACCGGUUUUUAGAAUCAGUGCGCGACACCACACCGCACCACACCCAACUAACAAACACACAAAUAAAGAUGAAUUUUCAGGUUCCCGCUGCAAUUAUGAGUAAGGAUGAGGGAACUGACCGAUUUACGAAAACACUCGUUUAUUUAUUUUUAUCUUCCAACUCAUACAGGGAUCCAUCGUUAGAGCUGACGAAAGUAAGGUUUGUUCUGUUGCUACCGUCAUCGCUAACGAUAACCCACAUUAGGAGCUCUAAAGUCCAGAAAAAUAAACAAAUUGUUCUAGAAGGAUGCACUUCUUGAUCAGAUAGCAGACGCCGCGAGUCUUUGAAAUCUUCUCGAAAACCGUGCGGCCCAUGUGGUGCUUCUGAGAGUGUUCACAUUCCUCAUGUGGACGCAUGCUUUGUCUCACAUUUCAAAGCAUUUUGACGCGUGGUAGCGAAUCAGGCGACAUGCACAACCACGCAAGUUGAGAUCUUGGACACAAGUAAAGCCACAGGCUAUAUCUGAAAGUGUCGCGAGCUGAUUAUCAUACUUUAAAACCGAAUUCCACCAAACACCCAAGUACGCAACUCAAAAAGCCUGCUCUUGAGUAGGCACAUUUUUCAAGGAAUAAGCAUACAUUGCUCGACGCAAUAAACGGCUAAGUUGAAUUACAUGACAUUGGACUAGUCUAUAAGACACUGAAAAGGAACGCCACUAGCAAAUGCAGAUAGCCUUUUGCAAAAUUCCAAGAAAUGUGGAUAUUUCCAUAUCUUAACCCUAACCUUAACAUUAGCCUUGACCUUAAAAAUAACUCUCGUCCUAACCUUAACACUAACCCUAAACUUGGUCUUAAUUCCAGCACUGAAACUAACCCUAUUAUCUCUGGAUAUUAGCGCAGGGCCUCUGGAAUAGAUGAAUAACUCUACCCCUAUCUUGAUGACUAGUCAUCUAUCGUGAACGUAUCGCUAACUGGGAGAUGCAUUCAAUCACAGUCACAAUCUUAUAUAUUCAUCUUAUAAGUUCAGUCGCAAGUAUAACCACAGUUUAUAUUUGAGUGAUGCGGCAUUUUACGUCGUAUAUACAGUACAAUAUUGAAUGAAAACCUAGUUUCAUAAGUAGCUUGGGCCUCUUUUUCAAAGGACAUGUACUUUGUCAAAGGACUUGUCGUAGGCGGAAACUUGUUUUUUUUGUGUGCAAAUGAGCGCAGAUAAUUAUGUGAUUCUGGUUAGAAAAAUAAAAUAACCGUGGCAUUUUUGAUCUUAAGCAAAUUCGCAUCUUUUAGCCACUGUUUUGCGAGUUCCAGAUCCCAUUACAAAGGAGGCUGUCCUUUUGCUUUUCCGAGCUUUUGUCAUCUGGAAAAUAACUUUGCUUCACCUACCUUAAUUUCAGCAUAUUCCUUCUCUCCAAUCGAGGUACGCGAUCUGGUUCAUUAUCCAUUUGACCGAUCCGAAGAAGUGGUGAUCGAAUGCCCCGUUUCUUAUUACCCAGGGUUCGACGUCCCAAAGGUAGGCCAAGCAACCUACUUUUCCACUGUUUCGGAAACAUCCGUCCCGUUGCUGCCAUUCGAAGAAGUCUACAAGAUUUCCAUAUUGACACUACGUCCAUUUACAGUCUUUAAUAAAAAAAACCCAAGCGAGUGCAUUCCCUGCUAUAAUUCACAUUAUUUUAGAUUAUCGAAAAUGAGUACUUACGACAGGGAGCUUUGUUUGGAAAGAAAUCAAAAUGCACUUUUCAGCACCUUAUGGAGAUCGAGACUGUAGGAGAACCCGUUGCCCCAUACGGCAAAUUUUAGUAGUAGUAAAACAUGGAGGCCAAUAUGUUGUAGUCAGAAAACAUUCCGUUGGUGUUGUAUUUCGACCCAAAAUGCACACGAGUCCUCCUUCACCCAAUUAUUUCCUAUUGUUUGAUUCGCUGUAUCUUAUUAUCCUACAUAGUGUAACCUUGCAGACAUUUUUUGAAAAUGCUUUGAUUGACUAUAAAGUCUUUGGUCUUUUACAGUUGCCCUAGUUGAAGAAGUUUUGGUUGUCUGGCAUUUUUAUUGGCCAGAAGGGCUGAGUCUCCUCUCCUAUGCAGUUCCUUGAUAGAUAACUAAUCAUCUGCCAUGCUCUGGUUGCCUGCAUAGAUCGUGGUGCAUGACAACGGUGAGGAGAAGUGCAGGUAUGGCUACUCAGGCUCUACGGAGUGUGAAUGUAAGUGAUCGCUUGGUGAUUUCAAAAGACCUCUCCAUAUAGUCUGCUUUUAGACGAAAAUAUCUGAUCAUUUCUUAGAUCAAAUUUCGUGAAUGAAAGACAGAAAAAGCAUACUGUAGCCUGUGCAAUAAAAAAGUUGUCUUUCCUGCUGGGCUAAUAGUUACGCGAUAACUAAGUUAAAACUGCAACUGACAUUCGGUAAUAUUUGUUUAACAAUUGCCGUACCGCGGAUGCAAGCAAAAUAACAUUCGGACUUUUUGCCGAUAGAAUUUAAGAGGUGAGUUCCAGGAACAGUCGCACAGAAGGAGACGCGAUCAGUGGAUCAAGAGUUUUAUACGCCCUACGUUUCGGAUCCACACCCGAAUAUACCAUCAGAGACGGAAUCAAAUAAGGACAGCGGGUUGACCAGAUGUUGCAGUAUUUAUGAGAUUAACCGCGUAAGUCUCAACCUGUUGGAGUCAUGGUCUUCCGGUCCUCAGUCGGUUAGCAAACGCAAUGACCCCCCCCACUCCAUAUUCUGUUCUGGGACUUUGCCUAGGUAAAGUAAUUAGCCACGCGGGGAGCGCGCGGUGGCCAUCGUUCCUGGUGCAAAUGACGACGGGUCAAAUGGCCCAAUAACCCACACGAGUAAGGAAAGUUCGCAAAUUGACGUUUCCAUUGCGGGCAAUUAAGCAAUUACUGCGCCACAUGCAACCACCUACGGUGAAUGAGACAGUGCCACAGCAAUGGCCUCCUAUAAACACCGCAACAUCUGUGCGACUCACCACUCUUAUCUGAUUCCGUCUCCGAUGGUGGCUUCGAGAGUGAAUCCGAGACGACAGGCAAAUAAGGCCCCUGUUCCAGCAAAAAUGUUUCCCUCUUUGCUACUAAAGCGUGUUCUACAGUUCCGAGAUAGUAUUUAUCUGGUAAAUCUUUUCAUCUACUAUGUAUCUUUCCUGGUUUAUAGAGAGUCGAUUAGCGGGCGGUUAGUAGAUUAGGUGAACAAAAUAGAGCGAGACUACCAAACUUUUCACUUUUGCUUAAAUUUAAAGUUUCUUAGGGGCUCUUGAAGGUGUUGCGCAUCUGGAUCUCCGUUAGAAUUUAACAUGAAAAUAUCAAGAGUUUCGAAGGGGUUUGGUGGUAAACAUCUAAAAGUGUUGCAUCUAUAAUCAGCGGGUGGAAAUUAGGGCAAACCUGACCGAAUUAAAAGUAUCAGUUGGCAGAAAUUCGCUCUGUCAAUGCUUGCAAAGCCUCCCGACGAUUUAGGACACUUCACUUCUGGCAGGUCCCUUCAGGAACUGUUCGGUACCCAAUGUUCUCAGGCCAUAACGCCACAAAUCCCGCUUGUGUAUUUUGAACUGAGAGUCAAGUACGGCUGAAUACUGAGUAUUAUCAGUUCCUGCCCCAGAGAAAACGAGUUCACAUACGACUUUUCCAUCCAGUUUUACUGCCGAAUAAGGGACUCAUCUGACUUGAAUGAUUAAGCGGAAUAUUAUUUAAUUCGAGAUUGUUAAGAAUAUGGCCUAGAAAUUAAGAUAUAUGGGCCUUAAAGUCAUACGAUUUAAACAACAAAUCCUAAGGGAUAAUUUAUUGACCAUCAUGGUCGAUAUGAUGCUUUCGAGAAUUUUCCCGAAUGUAGCAGUUUAGCAAAUUAUACAUAUAUUCAGCUAAUUUUCAUGAAUUUUAUUUUCUGAUCAGCAAAUUUAUAUUACUUUUAAAUUAUCCAGCACGGAAGGGAUCGGCAAACAACAUUUUGGUGAUUAUUCACCGUGUGAAAUUUGAGGAUGAUCCAGAUUCGAUCGCCCGUCACAUCCUCUGUACUUCGACACACUACAACACCUUCUACAUGACAGACGACGUAUUCUAUAUGUCACAUUAUGUUCAGUUUCCUGAGAACUAG